Messenger RNA from Lemur catta (Ring-tailed lemur), 2613 nucleotides. RefSeq lists its product as uncharacterized. The transcript is spliced from 4 exons. NCBI's taxonomy places the organism in Eukaryota, Metazoa, Chordata, Mammalia, Primates, Lemuridae. The record is from RefSeq and is a predicted model, not a curated record. Bases 1 to 774 code for a protein of 257 amino acids.
AUGUGGAAAAACUGGAAUCCUUCUGCAUUGCUGGUUGAAAAGCAAAAUGGUGCAGCUUCUGCAGGAAAAUUGAAGCGGGUGGGGAGGAGGCGCAGGGCCAGCGGGCAGAAGAGGUUAGCAAACAAACGCGCGGUGUGGUGCCAUCUACUUUGGGAGAGCUGGGAGGUGGGGGGCACACCCGCUCACGCGCCCCGCAGCGGCUGCAAAUCCAAGACUGCCACACCCCCGGCAGCCAGGGGCACGGCUUCAUCCUCCUUUCUCCAGCAGAAAGGAGGCCUCUCUACAGAACGGCCUAUCUGCUGGGCACUGCCCCGGGUCCCCAGCACCCCGGAACGCUGCGCCCGUGGGACGCGGCGCUGCUGGGCAGCAGCUGGGGGAGGGCCGCGGCGACCGGCGGCCCGCGCAUGCGCAGGUCGGGGUACCCGCCCGUUCACCUACCGUUGGAACCGCGAAGCCCCGUUCCCCAGCCGCGGCCGCUUCUCCAGAACCCGCGGCGACGGCAAGAGGGCGAAAGCUGAGGCCCCAAGUGGCUCCGGGGCCGGGGAGCCUCUUCCUGAGGCGGCUGCUGGCGGGAGGCUGAAGCGACAGAUGUGGCGCGGGGCCAGCCCGAGGGGGCCUUGCCACUCCUACGAGGAAACCUGGGGUACCCACAGCCAGGUGAGGAACACAGAGACCUCAGCAGAAAACCGCCGGGGCAGGGCAGGCCUAGGCGCUGACUCACGUUCCCAUUCCCAAAGAUGUGGGUUGGAGCCAGGACCUCGGGGCUGCACCUGAGCCCCGCCCGCCCCCACGCUUCCCCCUUCUCCCAAAGACCUGACCUAGACUCCAAAGCACUGAUGCUUCCGUGCCGAAAGGCCCUGGGACUGUGAAGGUCGAUAGGCUGCAUGCUCACAAGGAGCUUCAUACGCUAAAAUAAACUGGAGCUGCGGAGGUGGAGCGGAAAGGAGGCAGUAAGAAUGAGGAACUCCGAACCUAGGAGUCUACGCGCUUGCGUAGCCACCCAGACCAACCCUGCAGCUCCCUUGCGCUCACACAGGUAUGAGUAUUCAGCCAGUCUCUUCUCUGCUUUAGUCUGUUAAGGGCUUUGAGAUCUUCCAUUGCGUAAAAUGCAGUGUUCUGCCUUUGGACUCCUUGACUGCGAGUAGAUGAACACCUCCACAAAGAACUCUGGUUGUCUGUAAAAAUAUGAACCACUGCAAUUCAUCUGUCCCCUACCUGCCUGAGCUGGAAGUCGGUAACCCUCAAAAUGUCAAACAAGAACCUCCACAGAACUUGGGACAAGGUUAAAAAAUAAAUAAAUAAAAAGUCACCCUAUGAGAUGAUCUGUAAAUGUGUUACAAAGGCCAAGGGGCUGCCAAAUUUCAUCGGACUAAAAUAAAUCGUCUGCAACCUAAGUAUCACAUGCCCAGUUGAUGUUGUCAUAACAGAAGGGUGCGGUCCACAAAGAGUCUAAAACCGGCAGAAUCUGAAUAAGAAUGUGUUGUGGGGCUCAGCUCCCACUCUCUCCAGGAGAGGGGUGACUGAUUCUAAUGACCAGGGCCAAUUAUCAGGGCAGUUAAAAAUCUUGAUUCACAUUCAGUCACUCAUUCGAAAGAUACUUAUUGGGUGCUUACUAUGUUCUAGUCUCUCAGGAUACAUCAGCAAACAAGGUCUCUGCCUUCGUGGAGUUUAUAUCCUAGCAAACUUAAAUUCUGUAUAUCCUUUAAGAACAUACAAAAGCCCAUGCUCUGAUUCCAAAUUCAACAAGUAGCUUUUCUGUCACUCGGGGUCUCAAAUAAAUCUACACACCCAGUAAGAAGCAAUUGUUCAAGGCACAGGACUGGGACUAGUUAGACUAGCUGUACAAUCUUUGUCAAUUAAAAACUUCACAUCAUGGUUUAUAAAUCAGCUUCUGUUCAUGGGAUUGAAUUAUGAAAUUGUCUCAUCUGAAUUAAUUUCCCAGAGCCUGAUUAAACUUGAGUGAAGUGAAACAAGUUUUCAAAUCUGCCAAACUGAGGACCAGAAAAGGCCUGGUUUCAUAGCCGCCCAAUCAAGAUGCAGCCUGUGCAUUUAGCCUUGCAUCUCUCUUUAAACUUCUUAAAUGGAAGCUUUACCUGUGAUUCCAUGCUUGGAGAACAGGGGCAAUAUGCUUACUUCAAGAGCUUAAUCAUAAGUACCCUCCUCUACUGGGUGGAAGAAAUGACUAAAAACCCACCAUAUUAAAUCUUCUGAUAAAAGAGAAGCAACUCACCAUCAGAGAGUUGUAUUGCUGGAUCUUCUGAGGAAUGCAGCGGGAAUCUGCCUGUGCCACUUUGCCCAGGACCAUUGUGCCAGGGUGCAAGAAUGUGUGUUCUUCAUAAACAGAAAAACAUUACUAGCUGCAAAGAGAAGAAACUGUUCCAGGGUGUACAAAUCCCACGCCAACCUCCAAAAUAAUGGCAAAUACUGUUCUGACUUUAGCAACCUAAAGUAACCUUUGUGGCCUUCAUUUAUUCAACACGUAUUUCUUGAGCAACUAUUAUGGGUCAGGCACUGUGCUAGGGGAUAUAUGAUCAUGAUCUCUGCCCAGAAUAAGUUUCAUCUUACAUAUCUCUGGAAUAGAAUUUUUUUGGAAUAAAACCAAAGUUAACACAA